Molecule: messenger RNA, 924 nt
Organism: Eutrema salsugineum
Lineage: Eukaryota; Viridiplantae; Streptophyta; Magnoliopsida; Brassicales; Brassicaceae
Exons: 8
Coding region: 107-757 (216 amino acids)
Molecular function (GO): protein-disulfide reductase activity
Source: RefSeq, a predicted model, not a curated record
AGAAAAAACGCAGAAAACAAAUAAUCAGAUUUCAUUAAAGAGCAAAAAUUUAAAUCAACGAAGAAACCCUUUUGCUUUCGAAAAUUGAAAGAAAAAAGACACAAAAAUGGCAACGAGAGGAGUUGCUGCUGCUGCGUGCGUAGUAUUGAAGCACCGAAGAAGAAACCUUUCUCAUCGUUCACUAUCAUCGCACCAUUUCAAUCCCAACUUCAAUCCACAAAUCAUCCCAAAAGGGUUUAGAUUUCAAAUUAGGGCAAUACAAGGAGCAGGUACUGAUCCUGUUACACAAUUAAAGAACAACGAGGAGCCAAAACCAAAACCUCAGAAUUGGAAAAUCAAAAUGCUGUUUGAUGGAGAUUGUCCUCUCUGCAUGCGUGAGGUUAAUAUGCUUAGGGAAAGGAAUGAGAAACAUGGAACUAUAAAGUUCGUCGACAUAAGCUCCAAUGAUUAUUCUCCAGAAGAUAAUCAAGGGCUUGAUUAUAAAACAGUAAUGGGACAAAUCCAUGCAAUUCAAUCUGAUGGAAAUGUGGUAACCGGUGUGGAGGCAUUUAGGAGAUUGUAUGAAGAGGUUGGACUUGGAUGGGUUUACACUCUCACCAAAUUUGAACCAAUAGGGAAGGUAGCUGAUGCUGUGUAUGAUUUCUGGGCUAAAUAUCGACUUCAAGUCACAGGCCGGCCAUCGAUAGAAGCUAUUCUUGAAGCAAGAAAGAAAAAUAAGGUGGAGACAUGUGGUGAUAGCAAGGCGUGCAAGUUGUGAAAUUAGUUCACAUGAUACUCUUGAAUUUUCAAAAUACUAAAACCAAUACAUAUUAUUCUUUCAGCUUUAUGUGAAUGAGCGUUUGUAUGCAUAUAAUACAACUAUACAAGCCCGUUACAUAUUUUACCCUGAUCAUCCUUCUGGUAUGCAUGAACAUUCGAAGUCGA